AGGUAAUGUAAGGAUUUCAGCAAUAAGCAAGAGAGAAAGCAGGCAUGUCAGCUCUUUGUCCACCACCGUCUCCUGCAGUUGCUAAAACAGAGAUCUCUUUGAAUGGCGAGUCACCUUUACUAGCUGCCACUUUUGCUUACUGGGACAAUAUUCUUGGUCCCCGAGUGCGGCAUAUCUGGGCCCCAAAGACAGAACAGGUACUUCUCAGUGAUGGUGAAAUAACUUUUCUUGCAAACCACACCCUGAAUGGAGAAAUACUUCGGAAUGCAGAAAGUGGUGCAAUAGAUGUGAAAUUCUUCGUCUUGGCAGAAAAAAGAGUGAUCAUUGUGUCAUUAAUCUUUGAUGGAAACUGGAAUGGAGACAGAAGCACGUAUGGACUAUCAAUUAUACUUCCACAAAGUGAACUUGGCUUCUACCUGCCACUUCACAGAGUGUGUGUGGAUAGGUUAACACAUAUUAUAAGGAAAGGAAGAAUAUGGAUGCAUAAGGAGAGGCAAGAACAUUUCCAGAAGAUUGUCUUGGAAGGCACGGAGAGAAUGGAGGAUCAGGGCCAGAGCAUCAUUCCAAUGCUGACAGGAGAAGUCAUUCCUGUAAUGGAACUCCUUUCAUCUAUGAAGUCACACAGUGUUCCAGAAGAAAUAAAUAUAAGUGACACAGUGCUAAAUGAUGAUGACAUCGGGGAUAGUUGCCAUGAAGGCUUUCUUCUCAAUGCAAUUAGUUCACACCUGCAGACCUGUGGUUGUUCUGUAGUUGUAGGAAGCAGUGCAGAAAAAGUUAAUAAGAUUGUGAGAACAUUAUGUCUGUUUCUUACACCAUCAGAGCGGAAGUGCUCCAGACUCUGUAGAAAUGAGUCUUCUUUCAAAUACGAGUCAGGACUUUUUGUUCAAGGCUUGCUCAAAGAUGCAACAGGAAGCUUUGUGUUGCCCUUCCGUCAAGUAAUGUAUGCCCCAUAUCCUACUACACAUAUAGAUGUAGAUGUCAAUACAGUGAAGCAGAUGCCCCCUUGUCAUGAACACAUCUAUAACCAACGACGAUAUAUGAGAUCUGAGCUGACAGCUUUUUGGAGAGCUAAUUCAGAUGAAGAAAUGUCUCAAGAUCAUAUUAUCCACACAGAUGAGAGCUUCACACCUGAUUUAAAUGUCUUCCAGGAUAUUCUGCAUCGAGAUACAUUAGUAAAAGCCUUCCUGGACCAGAUCUUUCAUCUGAAGCCUGGCUUGUCUUUAAGGAGUACUUUCCUUGCACAAUUUCUGCUAGUCCUUCACAGAAAAGCCUUAACUUUAAUAAAAUACAUAGAGGAUGACACACAAAGAGGAAAGAAGCCUUUUAGGUCCCUUCGGAGCUUAAAGGUAGAUCUUGACUUAACAGCAGAGGGCGAUCUUAACAUAAUAAUGGCUUUGGCUGAGAAGAUUAAACCAGGUCUACAUUCCUUUAUCUUUGGGAGGCCGUUCUACACUAGUGUACAAGAACGUGAUAUGCUCAUGACAUUUUGA
This is a messenger RNA of Nestor notabilis (Kea), 1490 nucleotides long. RefSeq names its product chromosome unknown open reading frame, human C9orf72 (gene C9orf72). Gene Ontology annotation, cellular component: endosome; autophagosome. Bases 45 to 1490 code for a protein of 481 amino acids. Lineage: Eukaryota; Metazoa; Chordata; Aves; Psittaciformes; Psittacidae. Gene Ontology annotation, biological process: endocytosis; autophagy. The record is from RefSeq and is a predicted model, not a curated record. Gene Ontology annotation, molecular function: guanyl-nucleotide exchange factor activity. The transcript is spliced from 10 exons.